UUGAUGGAGAAUUUGCUGAACCCAGCUGUGUGUCUAUGAAGAGUGAUCGAUCAAUGGGAAAUCCACUUAAGUUCAGUUUAGGAGAUUCUGGUACAGAUGUGAGAAACACAACAGAUGAAUCAAAGUUCAUCAAAGGGAAGAAGAUGGAUUCUGUUUUUCAGGAGCUUGAACACAAAAUCAUCUCUCUGAUGAAGAAAGAGCUCAAGAUCUUCAAGAAACUACUGAGCUCAGAUUACCCAGCAUGCUCUGAGAGAGAGGAGGAGGUGGAUGAAGAUCAGAUCAGAGUCAGAGAGGAGCUUCUGAAAAUCACACUGCACGUCCUGAAGAAGAUGAACCAGACAAACCUCGCUGAUAAACUACAGACCAAACUUGCACCUUUGUGUGUGAAAAAACACAAAUCCAGACUAAAGGAGAAAUUUCAGAGAAUAAAUGAAGGAAUAUCAAUUCAAGGAAACUCAAGACUUGUGAAUGAGAUCUACACAGAGCUGUACAUCACAGAGGGAGGGAGUGAAGAACUCAAUAAUGAACAUGAGGUGAGACAGAUUGAGACAAUAUCCAGAAGAUCAGAGACACAAGAAACACCAAUCAAAUGUAAUGACAUCUUUAAAGCUUUACCUGGACAAGACAAACACAUCAGAACUGUGCUGACUAAAGGAGUUGCUGGAAUUGGAAAAACCGUCUCUGUACUAAAGUUCAUUCUGGACUGGAGUGAAGGAAAAGCAAAUCAGGAUCUUCACUUCAUAUUUCCACUUCCAUUCAGAGAACUGAAUCUUAUGAAGAACACAAAUAUCAGUCUGAUGGAUCUUCUUCAUCAGUUCUUCAUAGAUACAAAAGAACUGAGAUCAAGAGACUUUGAUGUCUAUAAAGUUGUGUUUAUCUUUGAUGGUCUGGAUGAGUGUCAACUUCCUCUAGAUUUCUCAAACAAUCAGAGUCUGUUUGAUGUAAGAGAAGACGCUUCACUGGAUGUGCUGUUGACAAACCUCAUCAAGGGGAAUCUGCUUCCUUCUGCUCUAAUCUGGAUAACAUCACGACCAGUGGCAGCCAAUCAGAUUCCUCCUGACUGUGUCCACCAGAUCACAGAUGUACGAGGAUUCAAUGAUCCUCAGAAGGACGAGUAUUUCAUUAAGAGAAUAAAUGAUGAGAGUUUGUCCAACAGAAUCAUCAGACACAUCAAAUCAUCCAGGAGUUUGUACAUCAUGUGUCAUAUCCCAGUCUUCUGUUGGAUUACAGCCACUGUUCUAGAGAGAAUGUUGAGUGAAUCAGAGAGUCAAGCAGAGAUCCCCAAGACUCUCACUCAAAUGUUCACACACUUCCUGAUCUUUCAGACCAAACUGAAGAGUCAGAAGUAUGAUGGGAAAUGUGAGGUAGAUCUUCAACAGGUUAGAAAGAGUCUUCUGUCAUUGGGAAAACUGGCUUUUCAACAGCUGGAGAAAGGGAAUCUGAUCUUCUAUGAGGAGGAUCUGAGAGAUUGUGACAUUGAUGUCAGAGACGCUUCAGUGUACUCAGGAGUUUGUACUCAGAUCUUCAGAGAGGAGUUUGGACUGAACCUGGUGAAGGUCUACAGCUUUGUGCAUCUGAGCAUUCAGGAGUUUCUCGCUGCUUUAUUUUUCUUUCUUUCAUUUUCUCAACAAACAUCAGGAUCGACUAUGAGUGAUUUACUGAAGAGUGAAGUGGACAAAGCCUUACAGAGUGAGAACGGACACCUGGACCUUUACCUCCGAUUCCUUCUGGGUCUCUCACUGGGGUCCAAUCAGAUGAUCUUAGGAGAACUACUGACACAGACAGGAAGAAGAUCUGACAGCAGACAGGAAAUAGUUGAGUACAUUAAGAUGAGGAUCAGAGAGAAUCAAUCUCCAGAGAAAUCCAUCAAUCUGUUUUACUGUCUGAAUGAACUGAAUGAUCAAUCUCUAGUGAACGAGAUACAAACAUAUUUAAACAGAAAAGAUUACAGUCGUCUCUCUGGAGUAAGUCUCUCUCCAUCUCAGUGGUCGGCUGUGGUGUUUGUGUUACUGAACUCAGAUCAGAAGCUGGAUGAGUUUUUACUGGAGAAAUAUGAUCGAUCAGAUGAAUGUCUUCAGAGGCUGCUGCCAGUGAUCAAAGCAUCCAGAAAAGCUGAUCUGAAGAAGUGUAAUCUGACAGAGAAAAGUUGUUCAUCAUUGAGUUCAGUUCUCAGCUCAAACUCCUCAAGUCUGACAGAACUGAACCUGAGUCGCAAUGAACUGCAGGAUUCAGGAGUGAAGCUUCUCUCUGAUGGACUGAAGAAUACAAACUGUAAACUCAAGAUAUUACAUCUGAGUCUCUGUAUUCUGACAGAGAAAAGUUGUUCAUCAUUGAGUUCAGUUCUCAUCUCAAACCCCUCAAGUCUGACAGAACUGAACCUGAGUGAAAAUAAACUACAGGAUUCAGGAGUGAAGCUUCUCUCUGAUGCAUUGAAGAAUACAAACUGUAAACUCAAGAUAUUACAUCUGAGUUGGUGUAAACUGACAGAAAAAAGUUGUUCAUCUUUGAGUUCAGUUCUCAGCUCAAACUCCUCAAGUCUGAGAGAACUAAACCUGAGUUACAAUAUACUGCAGGAUUCAGGAGUGAAGCUUCUCUCUGACGGACUGAAGAAUACAAACUGUAAACUCAAGAUAUUAAAUCUAAUGAACUGUAAUCUGACAGAGAAAAGUUGUUCAUCAUUGAGUUCAGUUCUCAUCUCAAACUCCUCAAGUCUGACAGAACUGAACCUGAGUGAAAAUAAAUUGCAGGAUUCAGGAGUGAAGCUUCUCUCUGAUUCACUGAAUAAUACAAACUGUAAACUGAAGAUAUUACAACUGAUGAGCUGUAAUCUGACAGAGAAAAGUUGUUCAUCAUUGAGUUCAGUUCUCAUCUUAAACUCCUCAAGUCUGACAGAACUGAACCUGAGUGAAAAUGAACUGCAGGAUUCAGGAGUGAAGCUUCUCUCUGAUGGACUGAAGAAUACAAACUGUAAACUCAAGAUAUUACAUCUGUGGCGCUGUAAUCUGACAGAGAAAAGUUGUUCAUCAUUGAGUUCAGUUCUCAUCUCAAACUUCUCAAGUCUGACAGAACUGAACCUGAGUGGAAAUGACUUGCAGGAUUCAGGAGUGAAGCUUCUCUCUGAUGGACUGAAGAAUACAAACUGUAAACUCAAGAUAUUACAUCUGUGGCGCUGUAAUCUGACAGAGAAAAGUUGUUCAUCAUUGAGUUCAGUUCUCAUCUCAAAAUCCUCAAGUCUGACAGAAUUGAACCUGAGUCACAAUGAACUGCAGGAUUCAGGAGUGAAGCUUCUCUCUGAUGGACUGAAGAAUACAAACUGUAAACUCAAGAUAUUAAAUCUAAGGAGCUGUAAUCUGACAGAGAAAAGUUGUUCAUCAUUGAGUUCAGUUCUCAUCUCAAACUCCUCAAGUCUGACAGAACUGAACCUGAGUGAAAAUAAUCUGCAGGAUUCAGGAGUGAAGCUUCUCUCUGAUGGAUUGAAGAAUACAAACUGUAAACUCAAGAUAUUAAAUCUGGACUUCUGCAGUAUUGGAGAUGAAGGUUUUGUUGCUUUGGCUUCAGCUUUGAGAUCAAACCCAUCACAACUGACUCAACUCAAUAUGAAGUUUAAUAAUCCAGGAGAUUCAGGAGUGAAGCUGAUCUUGGAUCUACUGACGGAUCCAGAGUGUAAACUACACAAAUUACAUAUUAAGUCUCGAUCGUAUCAAUAAUCUACAAGAGCUACAGAUGACAAAUCAAGCAACAGACAUCAGUUAUAAAGCAAAAGAUCUGCUUACUGCCUCCUACUGGACAAACAGAAGCAGUGAGACAUCAGAGAUCAACAUGAGAGACGUCUGUUAACCCUCUGGGGUCUAAGGGGUUUUUAGGGCCCUGGGGAAGUUUUGACAUGCACUGACAUUUGUGCUUUUUUCAGUUGCUUAAAAACAUAUUAAUGGCAAAAGUCUCAUAACACUGUGUUCAUCACAAACUGGGCUACAAUAUCAUAUAAUCAACAUGUAUGUACAUGUUUGUAUUUUUGAGAGAAAAAUGUUUAUGCGUGGUUUUUGAAAAGGCAAAAUUUUUAAGUCACUGAUAUAAGUCCGCAAAACUAAUUCUAAACAUGUUUUCCCAAGACUUUUCAAAACAGGAUCUAGUAGUCUAGAGUUUUUUCUUCAAAAUGAUGUGAAAAUCAUUCGGCCUACUCAUUCACAUAAAGCAAGAUAUUGAUUUACAAUUCCUAAGACACUUUUGCUUGGUAAAGGCUGUAUGCGUGGAGACGGGAAAGCUCCUGAAUGAUCAGUGAUUGACAGCUGAGAGACAAAAGAGUUGAAUAAUGAGCCACAUAAUGUGCCUUGUGGGGAUGUUUAACAGGAAUGUAACUUUCUCUGUAGUAAAACCAUGAGAUGAGGUUUACUUUUCAAUAUAAUGUAAAUACACAUUUCAAUUGAUAUUAUAUUAAUUUCACAAGUAUAAGUUACCUUUUAAAAACCAUAGUAGCCUAAUCAUGGUAAAGGUACUGUUUGGCCAUCGCAAAGUGAACACAGGGUUUGUGUUUGGUUGGCCAGCGAGAGGUUUACUUUUGUGCA
Messenger RNA from Paramisgurnus dabryanus, 4562 nucleotides. NCBI's taxonomy places the organism in Eukaryota, Metazoa, Chordata, Actinopteri, Cypriniformes, Cobitidae. The record is from RefSeq and is a predicted model, not a curated record.